CGCGCCGGGCAUGCGGAAGGCGAGCCACUGUCGGGCGACAGUGAUUAAGAGACCAACAGCAGGAAAACCGACUCGCAGAUUUUGUUUAAAAUGUCCCAACCAGAAUUGAUCAGCGAUCUGGACGUGUCUGAAAAUUCGCAGCACCCUUGUCAAUGUUCCGCAAUUAGCAACAUGGACUCCAUAAGGACACCGCGAGAAAGAAUUGGCGCAUUAGAACGAAAUAUGGGCAGCACGAGGAUCUCUAACACUCAAGAUCUGCCGCGAAGCCUGGAGACCUUGCAAAGCGCUUUCGAGCCGAUACGAAGAUUGGAGAGUCCGCAUCAGGACAAUUCGCAGAUCAACUUGGAGAACGCCAGGAACGUCGAUCUGCUGGAACAUCAAACAAACAUGUCGAAUCCUAGAUCCAUAAAUAGCCAAAGUUCGCUAUUGUCGCUUCACGGUCUCUCCUGCAGUCCGCGUAAUUUGGACUUGUCGCGCAAUCUCGCGUUCGAAGCGGCUCGCAGGGUUCAGGAAAGCUCCAGUCUGCACGACAGUCAGCACAGUCUGACCUCGAGUCCCAGUCCUCUGCUGGAGGCUGGGCCGAAUCUGCUCGAGACCGCCAGCAAGGAGCUGGACAAGCUGGAAGAGCACGGCGGCUUGUCGGCGCAGAAGCAAAGUAAAGAUAAGCUGAAGAACGUUCAGCAAGUACUGAAUCCUUACCAGCACCAUCACGAGCCCGCGGCGGUGGAUCGCGGCGUUCACGGACACUUUCACGGCGACAUGCACGCUCACAUUCACAAACACACCGACAACUUUAGAGGCGGCGCGAACCUGGACGCCGGCGAGAACUUGAUGGGCUAUCAACAGCACCAGCGACAGCACACACAUCAUCAUCACGGUAAUGCGAAAACGAAUGUCGCUCAUCAUCACGGAUCCGGCACGCAUCACACGCACUCGCAGGGGCAUCAUCAUGGAAAUCUGGCGACCAGCCUCACCAGCCAUGUUCACGGAAAUUCUGCUCCUCUAAGCGCCUCUGGUUCCAGUUCCAUGAACCAAACCAGACCGACCACCCCCACCGGACACCGUCAUCCAUCGAUGCCUAUCGCAGCUACGAUAAAUCACGUGAAUUCGCCUCGCAGCCAUCAUCGACUGAACGGCGGUUCUAGCUUGACUCAUCAUUCGAAUCCGGCGUUUCCCAGCGAUCAUCACGGCGCGUCCGGCGCUCUGAGCGGCGCGUCGUCCAAUUCGAGCAUGAUGAACCACGGCGGGUCGCCCACGGUGCAUCGGCACGUGGUCAAUGUCAACGGCAGCCUAUCGACGACGCCGUUGGGUGAUCACCAUCGCGGCAGCUCGUCGGGCAGUUUGACCGGCCAUUCCAGCGUGAACCAUCAUCACGUCAGCUCCGGAAUAUCGUGCGAGUCCUCGUCGUCGAACGCCAAUACUAGAGCGCACAGCAGGCUGGACCACGUUCACGAUCAUCAUCAUCACCUACAAUCGGUGCACUCGCUGCACUCGAGUCAUCCCGAUACCAGGCCGAGAGACCGAGCGCCCUCGAGCUUGGAUCAUCACGGGCACCAUCACGGUCAUGUUCACAAUCACAGCCACCCGCACGCGCAGAACGACACCAAAAACGCGUCUCUUAUAGGCGUCGACGCCAUCCAGGUUUCGGCCCCCACGAAGAACAAAUGUCAAUGUCACGUGGUGCAGCAACCCGGCGGAAACAAUAGAGGAAUCGAGGGUGAAAGUGACGGAGGCGUCGAGGUGGCAUCAAGAACGCAUCAACCCCCUGCCCUUCCGCCACGUCCACCGCCCAGACCGGCGAGACGUUACGAGGCGACUGCUGCCAGUCAAUGUCACACCGGCGAAGGUGGAUGCUGCAAGAAGUACGUUGUCCUUUGCUGUCUCUGCGGUGGGUUAAGCACGGCGGUCGGCAGCCUCUUUUUGGCGGUGCACGCGAUUCUUUCGGCCCACACGGCCAGUCUAGCGCUCUUCGAGACUGUGCCGUCUUACAUUCCUGGCAUUAUGUUGAUCGUGAUGGGUCUCUUUACAAUUAUGUUGGCUAGGCGAAAGCACAGAUACGGACUUCUGAUGAAAGUCUGCGGUUCCGUGGCAGUGGUGUGCGCGCUGGUGUGCGUGCUCGUCACCAUCACGACUACGGUAAUCCACAUGUCCCGAUUGCAGAACCUUCGCGAGUGCGUUUACACCGCGCGCGCGAGGUCGUGUACAUGUUACGCCGCACCGCCAUCGAAAGGGGAUUCCGGGGUGUUGUUUGAGGGAACUGCUCACUGCGAUGCGGUGCACGGCGCACUUUCGGACUGCCUGAGGGCUCUUUUCGGUGUCUCGGUGGCCGGUAUAUUGGCCUGUAUAUUCUCGUGUAUGCUGGUAUACCAAUUGUUGAGUCACGAGAAGAAGAAGAUGUACUGGGAGCAGUUGGAGCUGAGAUGCAGAUCGUUGUACGGCCAGGGUGGUACCGUGGGAGCACCGACCGCGGCCUGCGGAUGCUGCAACGACUGCGGAGGCGCGAGCCCGUGGUGGGCUCAGACGCCGGGAAAUCUGUACACGCCGAAUCCUGAUAUGGCACCGUCCAGGAGAUGGCGAUUACCUUGGUCCAGGUCGAGAGGUCCAGCUCCAAGUCCUGAUUCGAAUUACGGCUUUCACACGCAGGCACGCCCGGUGGAAACCAACGUGGAGAGCGUAACCGGCCCUUACAGCGUUCUCAGUUCGCAGUCGAGCGGUCCUUAUUCCGUUUUAAAUACUCAGAAUGCUCCGUACACGCCGAGCACCGCGUCCUACAGCGUUCUGGAAACACCGGUGCCGUUAUGGGGACCGCCACCUCCUUACAGCGAUCCGAACAGUCCUGCCAGACGACUGCCGCAAGUGAUCGAAGCAAGAGCCCGAAUUGCAAAGAGGAUAGAUAAUUUCGAAAAUAACGAAGAUCAUAGACCGAGAUCCGCCAAACGUCCUUCUGACAAUUAUGAGAAUGCCGAGGAGAUAUCUAACAGCACGGAUCCCGAGGGCGGAAACGAGGGGACAAUCAAAAGCAGAAGAGUUAGGAAGCCUCUGAAGGGCGUGGAGAACGGAGGAUUUCAGCAAGAAGCGAAUCCUGGACCGAAACAGUCCGAGAGCGAGCUAUAUUUCGGUGACGUGUCCUCGUGCUGCGGACCCGAAAGCAGCUUCUACGAUCUGGCUGUAGAGAAAGAAGGUACGGAACAUCCGGAAGGUGUCGACCUUCUGGCGACCAGGUUGGGCAAACGUCAAUUGUCGAAAAGAUCUCGGAUGCCUCUUCCCUUGCCUACAGAUCACGGCGAGAUUCCUUCCGACAACUACGCGAAUAGCGAUGAGCCGAGAAACGCGAGAGGUCCGUUCCUCGCUCCCGAUGCGCAAUACGAAGUUAUUCAGCAGGGUCGUUAUUCCUAUUACGCGUCCAAGGAUGACGAAGAGCUGCAGGAGGGCCCGACGAGUUCCAGUUACUUCCGGGAGGACGAGAACGAGCGAGGGCGAGAGAGAGAUUACCGAGACUACAGGAACAGCCAAGAGGAAGAAACGCCGCAGUGUUGCUUGAGCGAUUCGACCACCCUGGACUCUGGUUGGCAGAGCGGGGAGCAACAGCAAUCGGACGAUAACGUUCGGCCCGUAAAUGUGUGAUCUUAGACCUGUAAGAUUUUAGUGAAAGCGAGCGCCGAUUACUUGCCGGAAGAUGUUACACGAAAACAAUUAGAUCGUAGUGAAGAAAAUGCGACAAUAGUUUCUGGUCUGUGAGUACGUAAUUUAGAUCGAUCGUAUGUAAGAUGCUGUUCUCAGCGAGUAAAGUAAGCGGUUGAAAAUACGGAAGUUCUAUCUUUCAAAGAUUUACUUGAUUGUUGAAGUAGGAAAGUUAGGGACACGAUGAUGGUGUUUGAGCUUGACAGGUAAAGCCCUAGUCGGAUGAUGAAUAUGAUGACAGAUGACAGCGUUUCGCGUGUUUUUAAAAAAUGUAAUUAAGUUCUUAACGCACUAAAUUUAAUUAACAGUAUGAAAUGAACAAAUCUCGAGAUGGUGCGCGUUUCAAUUUAUAUUGCAUCAAUUAAUUUUAUCCUCGAGCAUUAUAAAAGAAGUUAAUUCAAGAACAAUAUCUUGUAAUUUAAAAAUGAUUCAAGUAAUAACAACAUCGAUGACGCUAUAACAUAAUACGUAUUUACGAAAUAAUAAUAAUUUAAUAGUUAUUAAUUAAAUCUUCUGUACUGAAAGGAUAUUGUUUGCCACAAUAUUCUUAUUCCUUCAUAUUAAAAUGUAUAUUUUUAUAUUAUUUGCACGAAGCAAUUAACGACGAACUGCCGUCAUAAAAAAAUAUAUAAAAAAUUGAGACAGACUUCGAUAAUCUGUAGUGAUAUAAAAGUAAUAAGAGAACACUAUGAUAAUGCCAAACUCAAAUGCUAAUCUCGACUUCGGCGAGAAUAAAUUGCCAUUAAUUUCUUUCGUAAGAAGCUUGCCGGUUCAAUAUAAUCUAUAUACAUGUACUAUUCGCGUACAUUUAUUGCAGAGUAGAAUACGAUCAAGUGAUAAUUUAUGAUAAUCCUCGAUAGAAUCUUAAGCGAUGCAAUCUGUGGUAAACAGUCUGGGUGCACAAAAACUGGUCGCGUUCAUCACGAUGUGCAUCAAUGGCCGUAAUUAAUGAACCGUAAUAAAAGCAGCCUGAUCGUAUUAAAACACGAUCAACUGCUAGAUGAAAAUACGUAAAACGAAAUAUUUGCGGCAAAUUCUGUGUAUUUUUGCUAAUUAAGCGAUAUCGCUUGUAUUGCUCGUAGUAAUAAAUAUUGUGUGUCUGUGUGUGUGUUGUGUGAGUGCUAAAUAUAACUAAGAGAUCAUCCACGAUGAUAAAGAAUGGAUGAAAGCGAAUGAGACAGAAUGGAAGGAAAAAUAUAUUAAUUUCAUAGCUAAACUGUUUGUCGAAAACGUAUGCAUACACGAACAAAUGUAUGUUUAAAAGAUAUUUUCCUUAUUUCGUAUUUAUUUGCUAUUUUGUACUAUUUAUUACUUUUAAUUUGAUAAAAAUAAGCUAUUUUUUCUUAAACUUGCGUAUUUGAGUAUUAAUUGCCGAUGAAUCAAUCGACAAUUUCUUAAAUGUGCAAAAACACAUUUUAUUCUUGCCAAUUAGUUGUUAGCUGUAAUUGCAAAUAGUUGUUGUCUCUGAAAUGAUCAGAUGACACGUUCGUAAGUUAUAAAAAUACAUAUUUAAUAAUAAUUUUAUUUUGUAAUUAAAAAAUUGUUUCAUUGUGUCAUUUAUAAGUCUAAUUUAUUUCGUAUCAUGUUUGACGUUUCAUUCGUUCACUUAAUAUUUUCGUCGGUUAAAAAUGUUAUGCGAGACUUUCGUUCGAUGACUGCAUGCAUCGUUAUCAGUGAUUAAUGAUGGAUCACUACUUUUUUGAGCGUUACGGGCGCGAACACUCGCUUUCGGAAUUACAAUUCGGGUGGACCAAGGACAAUAUAGAGAAAUCAAUCGAAUUAAUUAGCGAUUAGGAUACUCGUCGGUUGUCUAUUUUCGUUAUCGGCUCAAGAUAUAACUGAAAUGCAUAUUUUAUCAUCCAGGAGUGGUAGAAAUUAUAGCGCAAUAGCUUAAUGUCGUCUAACAAUAAGUGAAUGAAGUGUACCUUAAGGGUGAGCCGCGAGUCAUAGUAAGUCCGGCGCGCCAGCGAACAAUGUACUUGACAAUGAUUAAGAAUAAAGAAUAAAUUUUGCGAAGAAGACUACGUAAG
This is a messenger RNA of Linepithema humile (Argentine ant), 5711 nucleotides long. RefSeq lists its product as uncharacterized. The record is from RefSeq and is a predicted model, not a curated record. Lineage: Eukaryota; Metazoa; Arthropoda; Insecta; Hymenoptera; Formicidae.